Messenger RNA from Trematomus bernacchii (emerald rockcod), 1229 nucleotides. RefSeq lists its product as uncharacterized. The transcript is spliced from 6 exons. The record is from RefSeq and is a predicted model, not a curated record. The coding region runs from base 195 to 1154 and encodes 319 amino acids. Lineage: Eukaryota; Metazoa; Chordata; Actinopteri; Perciformes; Nototheniidae.
AUACUACAUGGUAUUAAGUGAUUGGAUGCUGAUCAUGAAUAUUGAUUGGGGGAAGAUAUCAUACAAAUAGCUCAGCUUUAAGGGUUAUUAUCUACAGACACUUCUUGAAGUUCUGAGAUCAAGUAACUUCGGCUCAGAGUUAUUUUGUUGGGACAAAACCUCUAUUCUCACUGGGAAUCAGGGUCUCAUCCAGAAUGAUGAAACUCAGUGUCUUCCUUCUCAUGCUCCUCAUGGAGACGUGCUCUGCCUCCACUUAUCAAAACGUGGCGUUGCGCGGAAAAGCGACCCAGGCAGGCCGUUAUCAAUUUGGAUUUGCCAGCAACGCUAUUGAUGGAAACCGAGACAAUAAGUUCUUGUCUGGAUCGUGCAGCCACACUGAUACAGAAAGAGACCCCUGGUGGAGAGUGGACCUGCGGGAGCCCUACAUCGUCACCUCCAUCAUCAUCUCCAACAGAGGAGACAGCUAUCCAGAAAGGCUUCAGGGGGCACAGGUCCACAUCGGCAACUCUUUAGACAACGAUGGUUCAUCAAACCCAGUGGUUGGUACAAUUUCUACAAUAAUGGCAUUUUACACUAUGAAUUUCCCUGAUCGUGUGGAGGGACGCUAUGUGAGUGUGCAUAUACCGGGUGAAGGAAAGUUCCUUACCCUCUGUGAGGUGGAAGUCUACGGGUACCGUGCCCCAACUGAAGAGAACCUGGCCCUUCAAGGAAAAGCCACACAGUCAUCACUGUUUUGGUAUUACAUUGCAAAUUAUGCCAUUGAUGGGAGUCGGCACUCCAAGUUCAAUUAUAGUGUGAACCAGGUGUCCUGCAGUGUCACAGCCAAUGAAUUGGACCCCUGGUGGAGGCUGACUCUGCUCAAAACACACAAAGUGUUUUCUGUUAAGAUAACCAACCGAUUUGAAUACCCCGCACGAAUCAAUGGAGCCGAGAUCCGCAUUGGAGAUUCUCUUGGAAACAAUGGUGCUGACAAUCCCAGGUUUGCUGUAAUCACCAGCAUCCCGGCAGGUGAAACUGCUGAGUUCGAGGUUGCCGACGGGAUGGACGGCCACUAUGUUUACAUAGGUAUCCCUGGAAGAAAGGAGUACCUGACCCUCUGUGAGGUGGAGGUGUUUGGCUCUGCACUGGAUUCGCAAAUAUGCUAUAAUGUGUAGACAAAGCAUCCAAAAUAAAAUGUGGAUCUUAAAUGUCAUUGUUUGCAUGACGUCAAGAUUUACUGGUGGAGAUUG